GCCUCCCAUAGCAGGCAACGGGCGCACACCCCGAUAUAGAAACCCUCGCGCCUCCGGCCAAUCACCGAUGGGUCGGCGCCGAUAGCACCGAAAGAGCGGAACGCCGCGAUCGAGCCAAAGGCCCAUCGCCGCACCCCGUCUGCACCUCCUCCGUAAUGCAACUCUGCACCCGCCGCCUGCUCUGCGCCAGCCGCCCCGCCUGGCGGGCCCGCCUGCUGUCUGGAACAGUGGGCGGCGACCUGCGCUACAGACAACUCACCACUUCAUCGUCGUCCCAGCCUGCGCACGCGUCCGCACCCACGCCCGCACCCAGCCCGCCCCCGCCAUCCCCACCAGCAUCCGCGCCGCCACCGCCCAACUCCGCCCUCCUCCUCUUCUGCCUGUCCACGGGGCUCGUCGACAGCCUCACCUUCGCCGUGUCCGGCGUCUGGUGCGCCUUCGUGACGGGCACGACCGUCCAGCUCGGGAUGGACCUCCCCUCCCUCUUCGCCGAGCUCGGCGCGCUCAACGCCGUCACCUCCUUCCCCACCGCGGUCUCCUACGUCACCAACUCCUCCACCGCCGAGCGCGCGGCUGCCCUGGGGGGCUUCAUCUUCGGCGGCUUCGUCGGCUCGCGCCUCCCGCGCUGGGUCACGCCUGCGCGCUCGAGCGCCCUGCAGUCCGCGCUCCUUGCCGGGGCGGGCGCGCUCGCGCUCAUGGACCCCGCGGCGACGUACAUGCCGCACCCGCUCCUGACCCUGGGCAUGAUCUCGACGAGCAUGUCGCUGCAGGCCGUCCUCGUGCAGAGCCUCAAGACGCCGUUCGCGACGAGCGUCGCGUGGACGAGUGUCUGGCUGAGCGCGGUCUCGCCGAGCUCGCACACCGCACGGUGGAAACGCUUCGCGGGGCUGGCGGCGCUGAUGGGCGGGGCCGGCAUCGGGGCGUUCGUCGUCCACUUUGGGAAGGAGGAGGGUGCGGGGAAUGAGCGCAGCGACGAGAGCAGGCGGACGACGCUGCACAGAAUGGGCUGGGGGCUCGUCGGAGCUGCGGCAAUCAAGACAACAGUGGGUGUCAUUUUCUGGCGGAGAGGCAGGGGAGGGAGGAUGCAGCUAUAG
This is a messenger RNA of Rhodofomes roseus, 1094 nucleotides long. RefSeq lists its product as uncharacterized. The transcript has a single exon. Bases 156 to 1094 code for a protein of 312 amino acids. NCBI's taxonomy places the organism in Eukaryota, Fungi, Basidiomycota, Agaricomycetes, Polyporales, Fomitopsidaceae. The record is from RefSeq and is a predicted model, not a curated record.